Molecule: messenger RNA, 969 nt
Organism: Rattus rattus (black rat)
Lineage: Eukaryota; Metazoa; Chordata; Mammalia; Rodentia; Muridae
Gene: Thyn1
Product: thymocyte nuclear protein 1
Exons: 8
Coding region: 156-836 (226 amino acids)
Cellular component (GO): nucleus
Source: RefSeq, a predicted model, not a curated record
GGGCACGCCACUUGCUUCAAGGCUCUCUAAAGAGUAUCCAGGCAGUACCUCAGGUCCUUUAGGCUUCCUUGCCUCCAUCUUGCACCGUGCAGGUUUUGGAAGACAAGAGCUGCUUCUUACACGUCCAGUUAGCUUCAGCCUCCUACAGAGAGGCAAUGCCGAGACCCCGGAAGAGGCAGACUGGGGCCGCUGGUCCAGACAAGAAGCAGCUAUCCGGAAAACGCACCAAAACUGAAAACUCAGAAAGUGUGUCAGUUAAGCUAGAGAAUUCCAGCCUUGAGAAGACUACAACCUUUAAAACCUGUGGCAAGAACUUAAGCAACUACUGGCUGAUGAAGUCAGAGCCAGAAAGCCGGCUAGAGAAAGGUAUAGACAUGAAGUUCAGCAUCGAGGAUCUCCAAGCACAGCCCAAGCAGACAACUUGCUGGGAUGGUGUUCGCAACUAUCAGGCUCGGAACUUCCUCAGGGCCAUGAAACUGGAGGAUGAAGCCUUCUUCUACCAUAGCAACUGCAAACAGCCAGGCAUCGUGGGACUUAUAAAGAUUGUAAAGGAGGCUUACCCAGAUCAUACACAGUUUGAGAAAAAUGACCCCCAUUACGACCCAUCCAGCAAAGAGGACAACCCUAAAUGGUCAAUGGUGGAUGUACAGUUUGUUCGGAUGAUGAAGCGCUUCAUCUCCCUGGAUGAGCUGAAAACCUAUCACCAAGCCCACAAAGCGACUGGUGGUCCCUUAAAAAGCAUGACUCUCUUCACCCGCCAGAGACUUUCAGUUCAGCCUCUGACUCAAGAAGAAUUUGAUUUUAUUUUGAGCCUGGAGGAAGCAGAACCAAGUUAAUCAGAAGGCUCUACUGGUGGAUGGAGUGACCGCACCGAGAUUUCCUGAGACAGCAGGAGAAAGCUUGCUGUUUCAACUGGGGGUCAUAUGCAUGGGUGGCUUAAUUUUCCCAAUAAAGAUUUAAUGACAAGGC